Candidula unifasciata is the source of this 216-nucleotide messenger RNA. The record is from the annotation of a GenBank genome assembly. Lineage: Eukaryota; Metazoa; Mollusca; Gastropoda; Stylommatophora; Geomitridae.
UAUUUACGCCGUAACGAUCCGCCGAAAUGCGCUAGCGUAGACCCAAGAACGGCAGUUGAAAACUACAUGAACAGUAAACACGUGAAUGAGCUCUUUCUGUACCUGACGGGAAAACUAAUUAUUGAUGCACCUGAUAAACCGCUGGAUUACCUCAUUGACUUGGUCAGAACAUUAGACACCUCACAAGGGUUGAGUGGCGUUAACUUCUGCCAUUGA